Molecule: messenger RNA, 1642 nt
Organism: Papaver somniferum (opium poppy)
Lineage: Eukaryota; Viridiplantae; Streptophyta; Magnoliopsida; Ranunculales; Papaveraceae
Product: ERBB-3 BINDING PROTEIN 1-like
Exons: 10
Coding region: 148-1335 (395 amino acids)
Source: RefSeq, a predicted model, not a curated record
AAAGUCUGUAACGACAUUUCUAUAAAACCCCCGGCGUUGCCCUAAUAACUCAAAUCCCAUUCUUAUCCUCCUUAUAAUCAAACCUCAGCGCCUCCUUUCCUCGUCUAAAACCCUAAUAUGUGAUAAGAUUAUUUUUGUUAUUUAAGAAUGUCAGAUGAUGAAGUAGGAAAGGAUGAGAAAGAGUUGGAUCUUUCUUCUCCUGAAGUUGUUACUAAAUACAAAUCUGCUGCUGAGAUUAUCAACAAGGCAUUGCAGUUGGUGUUAACAGAAUGUAAACCUAAAGUUAAGAUUGUUGAUUUAUGUGAGAAAGGAGAUGCAUUUAUCAAAGAGCAAACUGGGAAAUUGUAUAAGAAUACAAAGAAGAAGAUUGAAAGAGGAGUUGCAUUUCCUACAUGUAUCUCAGUUAAUAAUACUGUAUGUCAUUUCUCACCACUCGCUAGUGAUGGAACUCUCCUGGAAGAAGGUGACAUCUUAAAGAUUGAUAUGGGUUGCCAUAUUGAUGGGUUUAUUGCUGUUGUUGCACAUACUCAUGUUCUUCAAGAAGGACCAGUUACUGGUAGAGCAGCUGAUGUUAUUGCUGCCGCCAAUACUGCAGCUGAAGUAGCAUUGAGGCUUGUUAGACCUGGCAAGAAGAAUAAAGAAGUAACUGAAGCUGUUCAGAAGGUUGCUGCUGCCUAUGACUGCAAAAUUGUUGAAGGUGUGCUCAGCCAUCAGCUCAAGCAGUUUGUGAUAGAUGGAAGCAAGGUUGUACUCAGUGUUCCAGGUCCCGAAACCAGAGUCGAUGAUGCAGAAUUUCAGGAGAAUGAAGUUUAUGCAAUUGAUAUAGUUGCCAGCACAGGAGAAGGCAAGCCUAGGCUGUUAGAUGAAAGGCAAACUACUGUAUACAAAAGAGCGGUGGGAGAGAGUUAUCAGUUGAAGAUGAAAGCAUCUAGGUUCAUCUUCAGUGAAAUUAAUCAGAACUUCCCCAUCAUGCCAUUUUCAGCUAGGGCUUUGGAAGAGAAGCGUGCCAGGUUGGGAUUAGUUGAAUGUGUGAAUCAUGAACUUUUGCAGCCAUACCCUGUACUUCAUGAGAAGCCUGGGGAUCUUGUUGCACAUAUCAAGUUUACAGUUCUGUUAAUGCCCAACGGUUCCGAUAGAAUCACGUCUCACGCUCUUCAAGAAGUGCAGCCAACAAAGACGUUAGAUGAAGAACCUGAAAUCAAGGCUUGGUUAGCUUUGGCCACAAAGUCGAAAAAGAAAGGAGGUGGAAAGAAGAAGAAAGGUAAGAAGGGUGAUAAGGCUGAGGAGUCUACUGAAGCUGAACCUAUGGAUGCAACCACUGCUUCCCAAGAAUGAUAGUUUUUUCAAACUUUCUAGGUUCCCCAUGUUUAAAUGACCAGGGUUUUUUGCGUUUGGUACUGUGUUUGGAUGUGAUGAAUGUUGAGCUUGUCCAUUCUAAUAUUUGAGUACUAGAUCUCAACUGUUGAUUUUGUUGUCUAACAGUCUGUUUAAGUUGCAUUAGUCCCCAUACUUGAACAUUAAAAGACGUAACCAGCACCCUUGACACCUUGAUUUUCUUACUUGUUUUACCUCUAUAUGGAACUCAAUCUGGAACCAAUAACUAUGGUGCGCUCAAAUGCCUAAAUGUGAAAAAUGACUUUGU